AUGCCAAAUGCCAUACCAUUUUCGGGUUUAGCCUCCGGUGUCCAUGAUUUUACUACAACAGAUGGGAAAAACAUCGAGGUAUUCUAUGACAUGGACACUAAAGACGGACCGUGGAUUGUGAUACAGAGACGAACAAGCGAUGAUGUUGUUUUCCAUCGCAACUGGACAGAUUACAAAAACGGUUUUGGGGAUCUACUUGGAAAUUUCUGGAUUGAACGUCUUAAAUUCCACUUCUCUGUAUCAAAAGGCAAUGACAACCUUCAUCUCCUAACAACCACUUCGAUGAUCCUACGUGUGGAACUAGAGGCUUGGGAUGGGACGAAAGGUUAUGCCCAGUACUCGGAAUUCCAGGUGGCAAAUGAAGCUCAGAAUUACAGACUUUCCGUGCGGGGGUUCUCCGGCAACGUUUCCUAUGAUGCCUUGUCCUUCCAUGAUGGUUAUGAUUUCACGUCAUUUGACAGAGACAACGACAUCCAUGAAGGUGGAAAUUGUGCCCAAGGAUAUCAUGGCAGUUGGUGGUUCUCCGACUGUUUUACUUGUAAUCUGAACGGGCUUUACGUUACAGACAAUGGAGAAGUGAAUACCACAGCCAUAAUCUGGCGGAACUUUCCUGAUCAGAUGUCGUUAGCUACACCAUUGAAGAAAUCCAAAAUGAUGAUUCGAUAGAUAAACAUUGACGUUGGAUUUACAAAAACCUUUU
Messenger RNA from Pecten maximus, 700 nucleotides. RefSeq names its product ficolin-2-like. NCBI's taxonomy places the organism in Eukaryota, Metazoa, Mollusca, Bivalvia, Pectinida, Pectinidae. The transcript is spliced from 4 exons. The record is from RefSeq and is a predicted model, not a curated record. Bases 1 to 666 code for a protein of 221 amino acids.